GCGUCAGCAGCUCACUACAAAAGCCAACUGUCAGUUCUAAGUGCGGAGAACGAGCGGCUGCGUGGUCAACUGACGGCGCUGUCAGUCAGUCUGGGUGGUGGGGAACACGAGCGACGGCUUGACGAUGUCGCGCAACAAGUCGUACGAGCCUUAUUAUCGCAGAAGAGCGCACGUGAAGAGUUGGGAUGCGCCCGCGCGAGGGUCCGCGAACUUGAAGCACAAAAUCGAGCGCUGAGCGCGCUGCUGGUGCGGCAGCUACGACCGCAGCCGCGGCCAUCACCUGCUACGCCUCUUACUCCACACACACCACAUACACCGAAAGACUUGCAAGUGCAUCUUGUUGACGUCGGUUCCUGUGGUUCUCUGGUCUCCUUUCGGGACUCCCCUCCUCCAGCAGCACCUGCGCCGCAUCCACACCCACUGAGCCAAGACGACAAACGACGACAUCAAAUCCUUUCUGAUAUUUGGACUGAGCUUAAGGGCCUGGAAGUGACUCCUGCUAACUUAGCCCGUGCACUAUCAGCGGUAGAUCCUACUUUGUGGGCUGCACCUGCGAGACCAGCAACGCUAAGCCUCAGCAUGCCGCAGCCUAGCAUCGAUCCAGUUCAAGGCACCAAUUGUGAAAAAGUAGCUGAAGAAGAAAGUAGCGAGCAAUGUGAAGCUGGUGCGGAAUCUCCAGAAAGUGGUGCGAAGGAUGAAGGAUACUCGACUAUGUCUAGUGAUGUUCAAGCAGAUGCUUCAAGACAGAGUGAUCACGCUGCUGAUAGAGCAUUGCCAGAUUUAAAUGAAGCAUCUGACGAAACUGAUAAUCAAACCAUUGUUUCAAUAAAUCCUAGGGAAUCUCGACGACAUGCUCGACUUUUAGCAACAGAUGCGGAUUAUAUUUAUUUUCCAAUAGGUGUAGCUUUUGCAGGAGUCAGAGGCAGCUAUCCACCGUCACGUCCAGUCUUGCCAUUUCAACAUGUCGUACGAAGUUUCUCAGAUUCCCAUCUCUGCCUAAAACUCGUAGCAUCAACUACAUGUCCAACAAGCUGUCUUGAUAGUCCCACGCCCAGCUCGGGGGUAUUAGUACUAGAUCUGAAACCGGCACCUGAAAGACCAUUAAGACGAGUUGCAAUAGCUUCCACUACAAGUUCCGAAAGAGUAUCCUGGGGAAGUACUGGAGAUGAACGAGCAGAUGGUUCGCAAUAUGAUGCAGAUUAUGUGCAACAUUGGCUAGAAUUAGAUGACGCAAGAUCUGCGUUACAGCAGAGACAUCGUGACCUAGCUGAUUUGGAAUAUGAUAGGGCAGAAUUAGAAGACUGGAGCUUAUCUUUGUCAUGUGAAGAUCUCAGAGACCGACAAUCGCCAUUUGCUGAGAUUACAACACCGGGUCAAAUAUCGCUUUCAACGUUACCUAGUAUAAGAGAAGAUGAUGCUUUAGAAUUAGAAGAAGAUGAAGGUUGCCUUUGGAAUGAUUGCGGAUUUGCGACUAUAGAAAUUGAUGAAUGUAGAAUUGGUGAUGAUCCCGAAACAUCUGAUAAACGGUGGGACUGUACUGGAGCGCACUCGCCGGGUGGAUCUUGGUCUAGUACUUCUGAUGCACCUGAUAAAAGAUCUAGUACAGCAUUGAGUGAAGACGGUGAUUGUGCCAAUAUCGGUGUAGACUUCACGAGAGAUUUUUAUCGUCUUGUCAAAUACGAGAGCACUAAAAGCUUAGCAUCGAAUUCAUCAAGAGGUUUAUCAGCUCAAGACAUCCUACCAGUCACAAAUAAUUUGAGAGUUCAUGACGUCCAAGCUAUGGCACUUCAGGAUCGUGAACAAGCUCUUCAAAAUGUUCUUCAUUUUAUUGCGGAACAACAAAAAUAUUGUCGCGAUAGAGAAGAAUCUGACUCAAUGUCGUCACGACCGGUAUCUGAAAUACGUGAAUUGCCGCCUCCGUAUGCAGCUGCUGAUUUUGAUGAUGAUUCUAUUGGUCCCCGUAGUGAAGUAUCUGAAGACAGACAAAGACCCGAUUCAUUUGGUAGUUUUUCUGAGAACGACUCUUGCGAUGUUCACAAUGAACGGCAAAAAAUUGCACAUUGUGAUAUUGUUUCUGAUACAAGAUCAACUCCAAGAUUUAUAGAACGAGAAGAUCCUUACGCAGAAUCAGAGGACUAUUUCGAUGGGUUGUCAAGAAUAGAAAAUGGAGAAAAUGAAAUAGAUGAUCACUAUUUUUUAAAGGUUCAAAGGAAAAAUGAAAUAAAUAAAAACAUAGAUAUAGGUAACUCAGUUGAUGAGGAGCCUGUGACGCAAACGAAAGAUGAUAAAAGUGAUCAUGAAUCUAGUCGAAACCUAGACCAUAAUUCAGCAUUAAAAGAAAAUACUGUGAAUAUAAUGUUAAAUAUGCAAAGUCCGGUAACAGAAAGGGUAAAUACUGAAACUUCUUUAACAAAAUCAUCAAGCUUCACGUUCCCUAGUGGAGAAACGGAGAUUUCUCUAGUCGAAGAAGUAUUAAGUGCUUGCAGAAGAAGCACAGGAGCUCUAGUGACUGUUCUAGAAGAAGAAGAAAGUUCGUCGCCAGAAACGAGUUCUCCUCAAAUGACUGAAUCGAAUACUACAAGCACUUCUACUGCCGAAACUGUGAUAGUAAGUAAUAAGAAUGAUACAACUCAAAAAGAAGCUAAAUUUAAAAAUGAAAAGAGCCGCAUACCAACUUUUAUGGGAGCUAAAAGACCUCCAUUGUCGCCAAAUAGGACUAGAUCUAAAAUACCUGUGGCAGAAAAGUUUAAACCAGGAACUACUAAUGCCGCUCCAGCCCCUGAACCAAUUAUUGUGAAGCAGGAUCAUACACUAAGUUUCCAUGAAGCUGCAACUUCUAAAGACGUUAUAGAAGAACUAAAUAGAAUGAUUCGUCAAAAUGAUACCUCGACUACGAGUGGAGUUAAGACAGAAGAUCGGAAGGAAAAAACACAUGCUCAUAAAGACGGUGCACUAUGGGCACCGACAGGAUGGGUACAUGUCGAGAAGGAUAUUGAUUUCAGCGACCCUAAGGCACGUGCUAACCUGCUGGACGUAAUGUUGGCAUCAAGUGAUUCGUCUCCUUCAUCCUGCGGUUCCUCUCCAGCGGAACCACCGCCCCCUUACUCAAGGCUUCACCGUCUACAUAGAUCUAGGAGACAGAAAACUGCGGCCGCGCUGCGCAGCCGCGGGCUGGGCGUGUUGCGGUUCCCGCGCGGCCGCCGGCCUUCCAUCCUCGGCCGCGAGGGCUUCUUCGUCCGCUACGGCGACCGAGAGCGCGCCGCCGUCGCCACUUUCGACUUCCUAGACGACCUCUCCGGCGGAUCCUCGCCCGAGAACACCAAAGACUGUACCUAAAUUAGCAAUAAACGGAUCCCAAAUAUUAUAUUUUUCUAUGUCACUCGUUUGUGAUAGUUAUGGUGAGUGACGAUUGGAGCGCACGCGCUCCGCCGGUAGUGUUCGCUUUCGCGUAGCCCGUAUAUCGACGGUAAGCCAAAUAGUUUUAUUUAGUGUGGCGUUGUCUCGACGAUGGCUGCACGGUCCGCAGGGCUGCAGCUUACUGGAACUGUCCCGCACCUGUGUCUGCACACAAGUGACAAGUCUUUCUAAUUCUACAGACGUCAACGCUUCCCGGUAGAUAUGUACUGUUUUAUACGUGUAUAAAAGUAUUAUUUAAUUGUAAUAUGACUAAGACGUUAACGUUUGUAGAAAGAGAAAUGUUAUAAAUAAGUUGCAUCUGAUCCUUUUCAAAUUUGUCUCGUGUAGAUGUCGUAGCCCUUUCACUUUGAACUAAUCAAACUAUGAACGAAGCACAUAGGAUAAAUGAUUUAUAAAUUCUUCAUAGAUUUCUUUAGUAGGUGUGAGAGGAAGUACAUACAGAAAGGGCAUUGAUGCGCUGUUUUGUAUGAAUUAUUGUUAAAGUUCAGGUUUUUAAAAUCACUGAUAAUAUGAUAGCUAAAGCAAACAUCCAGAUAUUGUGAUUUGCGCUUGGAACAAUGCUUCCUACAAAUGAAUCUGCUUUUUGAAGCAAUAUAAAUAGAGUUGAUUACUUCAUGCGAUGUCUAGCUUACGCUUCGAACCAAUAACUGAGAACUUAGGUAAGAAGACGAAAUAACUACUCAAUAAGUAAUUGAAAGCUGCGGCCUCGAAGUAAUGUGAUAUUUUUGUAUAUACUGUAAGUCCCACUUAUUUUCAUAUACAUUUAAAUGGAUUCCUUUCUAACCGAACGAAGCGUUACUGUUGGGUCUAGAACGAUAGUUCUGUUUCAGAGUCUGUACAACUUAAGUGGAGCUGUCAUGCGACAAAAUAAUGUUGUCUCUUUCACUCCGCAUGUAACGAAUUAAUAAAAGAAGAGCGCGCUAUUUUAUCGCACGAUUGUUAUUUACUGAUAAUAACCUAGGUACUUAUGUAAAUAUUGACGAUUACGAAUAAUUAACGAGUUAGUUACUACACUUAUUAAUUAUUAUAAAGAAUAAUGAACUAUAACAAUCGAUUAACAUUAUAAAAAUCCAUUAAAUCGAAGGGUACUAAAGUAUGUUAAGUGUAUAUAAUAAUUACGACGUCAUUGAAUGCUAUUUAUUGAAUUGUAUCGUUUGCGAUGUGUCGAUCGUUUGUGUAUACUUUGGUACAUAUCAUGAAUUUCUAUUAUUUCGUAAGGCAACGAUGCUCUAUUUUUAAGGUAUAUUACGUAUGUGACAAUGGAGAAAUGUUAUGUUAAUUACACUCUGACUUAAAACACUUCCAAAAAAACUAUUUUCUUUUUUCGUGUAUGAGGCGAAACAAGAUGCUGAACAUUGCUAUCUCGCUCUCAAUAAAUAAAUUCUCUUACUAAAUUACCUACUCUUUAGAAAUCUAGUUAUAGAUUACUUAUGUUUAGUACAGUUAACCAUGUAUAUGAGUUAUCUUUAGAUCUAUCAGACGUUAUAUGACAUUUAUAUUUCUUCAUUGGCACAUAGGUAAAUCUAGAUCACAAGUACGCGGUGGAAAAGAUAAUGCAAGUUCCAAUUAAAAAUAAAUGUCAAUUUUAACAAUAGUAAGUUGAAAGUCAAUAUGUGUUUGUAAUUAGGUUCAUUAAGUACAAAUUUCGCUUUUAAUCAUAAGUACUUGUAGACAUAUUGUGGUCCAAACAGACUAAGAAUUUUGCGCCAUUAUCUUAAACGUAUAAAUAAUUAGAUUUGCAUUAUUUGUUCGCACCUUAUACUAUGAUCGAAACAGUAGCUUUUUGGAUUACUUUGCAAAUGUUGGUUGGAAACGGUUCUGAACCUUAACCGUACAUUGUGAACUAUUAUAAUUAUAAUGCCGGAACCAAAGCAAUUUUUCGACGCACGAUUUAGCCUCCACUUGUUACGCUGCGACACUUUUUAAUGUUUAUUGUCUAAAUAUGUUUGUUCCCAACCUUAUUUUAAACUGUAAUGAUUGAAGACAAUAAAGGAAGAUUUAUACUUAUUAUUAAUGAAUAUUAUGAAGUGACGGCACGAACGAUAUAUAAAAUAUAAACAUAGUUUAAGCUAAUAAUACCCAUGUAUUUGUCUUAUUACAAGCUGAAUAGAAACACCCCUUUUUAACUGCGUUCGGAUACACACACUAGUCGUAAAAUCCACUUUCUUGUCGUCGAAAUGAUAAAUUAUAUCCGUCCAAAACCGAAUUCAUAAUAUUAAUUUCAAUAACGCUUCUACUGUUGCUAUCAUUAGUAAGACUGGAUAUUUUACUGUAAGAUCGACUUGUACAUAAUUUUUGUGAAUCUGUCGAUUGAAUUCGUUGUAACCCGUUUUCCUGUCUGUCAAUUAGAAACUGCUGCGUGUAUCCGAGCGUUUAAUUUUAAUGAAGUUUUAAAAUGUUUGUAUACACUACUUCAAAGUGAAUUCUUGGAUAAAUAAUAAACAAAACUGUAAUAUUAAAAUGUGAAACAAUCAUAGAGCGAACAAUAUUUUGUUACAUAGACAUUCAUCAAUGAAACAUUUUUAUGCUAUCAUUUCUCAUAAAAAUCUAGCAUUGUAACUAUUUAUUAAUAAUCGUAGAAUCCAAAGGUACUGUGAUUGGUAACUACCGCUGAAAUUUAGAGCACAAUUGAAAAUGAAGAGUUAUAAAUGUAUUAUUGGGUGCAUUUUGUUAGUACAUUCUAAACUAAGACAUAGUAAUACAUGAGAUAGGUAGGUACUUUCAGCAGUACAAAAUGUGUAGAAUAACAGUAUAAUUAUCUACUAUUACAGAUGGGUUCAAUAAACAAUUCCGUUC
Achroia grisella is the source of this 6213-nucleotide messenger RNA. RefSeq lists its product as uncharacterized. NCBI's taxonomy places the organism in Eukaryota, Metazoa, Arthropoda, Insecta, Lepidoptera, Pyralidae. The record is from RefSeq and is a predicted model, not a curated record. The annotation marks the transcript as partial. The transcript is spliced from 8 exons.